Molecule: messenger RNA, 669 nt
Organism: Periophthalmus magnuspinnatus
Lineage: Eukaryota; Metazoa; Chordata; Actinopteri; Gobiiformes; Gobiidae
Gene: cfl2
Product: cofilin 2 (muscle)
Exons: 4
Coding region: 33-533 (166 amino acids)
Biological process (GO): cell motility; actin filament severing; actin filament fragmentation
Cellular component (GO): actin cytoskeleton; actin cortical patch; cytoplasm
Molecular function (GO): actin filament binding
Source: RefSeq, a predicted model, not a curated record
CAACCGAUCUACGGCCAAGAACCAAGGGAAACAUGGCUUCAGGCGUGACCGUGAACGAUGAGGUCAUCAAAGUGUUCAAUGAGAUGAAGGUGCGCAAGUCCUCGUCUCAGGAGGAUGUGAAGAAAAGGAAGAAGGCGGUGCUGUUCUGUCUGUCGGAGGACAGCAGGAAGAUCAUCGUGGAGGAGGGCAAACAGAUCCUCGUGGGCGACAUUGGGGACACAGUCCAGGACCCCUACGCCUGCUUCGUCCAGAUGCUCCCGCCCAAAGACUGCCGCUACUGCCUGUACGACGCCACGUAUGAGACACGCGAGAGCAAGAAGGAGGACCUGGUCUUUGUGUUCUGGGCUCCAGAGGGCGCUCCUCUGAAGAGUAAGAUGAUCUACGCCAGCUCCAAAGACGCCAUCAAAAAGAAGUUUACAGGUAUCAAACACGAGUGGCAGGUGAACGGCCUUGAUGACAUCCAGGAUCGUUCGAACCUGGCAGAGAAACUAGGCGGUCCCGUGGUCGUGUCCCUAGAGGGCAAGGCUCUGUGACGGGCGCCUGCUGCAGCCAAUCACGUGCCAUCCUGCUCCCACGCCCCACCCACCGCUGUCUGAAGGAGGAUCUUUAGGCUCUUUGUCCAAUGAAGGAUCGGUUUAAAGCGUUUACAGCUAACUUCAAGAACUACAA